CUGCGGCUGCGCAGUGCGGCCUGUGAGCGGAGAGGGAGCAGCGCGCGCGGAGUGAUGGCGGACUUCCUGUCAGACCCCUCCGUGCUCACUAAAGAGAAGCUGAAGCGCGCGCUGAUGGCGAACAACGUGGCGCUGCCGAACGGCGAGCAGCGGAAAGGCGUGUACGUGGAGCUUUACCUCAGAAACCUCACCGCGCAGAACAAGAGCAGCGGAUCCGCGGACGCCUUCUCCAGCGAUGAAGAGCCGCCAGCCGCCGCCAGCGCGACCCGCUCCGGCCGGAAAGCCACCAGGAAAACAGACCGGGUUCGUCCUGAGGAGAUCGACGUGACCGACCUGACCAGUGAGGAGCUGAAGGACCAGCUGCUGAAGUACGGAGUCAACGCUGGACCCAUCGUAGCAUCCACCCGUAAAGUGUAUGAGAAGAAGCUGCAGAGGUUAUUGGACCAGGGUCCUCCUCAGACCACCGUCAUCGAGCCGGUUCCGACCCACAACAGCCGUAACGGGAGUGCUGACUCGGAUCAGUACAGCGAUAAAGAGGAAGAAACAGCAGCAGCACAACCGGAACCAGAACCAGAGCCUGUUCCCAUGGUGGAGAGACCGCUGAGGAGCCGAGGAAAAACUCCAGUGACCACCAGAACUCGAAGCAGCCAGCACAAGGUUUCAGCACCUGAGAUGUUUCCAGUUGUUCAGGAGAGGAGCAGGUUCUCGGCGAUGAUUAAAGAUCCGAAGCUGCCGAUGUUUCCCUCGGACGAGUCGUCCUCGCUCACCGGGUCUCCUGAUCGCCGUACGGUUUGGGUCCAGGCUGCGCUGGAUGAUUACGGCGAAGGCUUUUCCACUGACGAGCUUGGUGAAGGUGCUGCUGCUUUGUCUAAAGCGUCCGUUGAGGAAGUGCAGCUUUCCCUCCUCGAUACUGCUCUCCUCGAGGUUGAUCCACAUGAGGUUCUGAGCGCUGGACCUGAUCAUGUGGUAGGUACUGAGAUUCUCAGACACAGGCUAAUGGGUUUGGGGAAGUUUCUUGAUGUAUUUUGGGUCAUGCUUGUGCUGAAGGGUUUCUCCCAGGAACUUAACUCGGCCUCGACGUUCAUGCGCACAAAACAGUCCAGUUCACGGUUUCCAGUUUCAGCUCCACCCUCCCGAGACCUGAUCCACACGACACGCCGCCUUUCACCUUCUGGGGUUCAUCAAGGCGGAGAUUCCCCCCGUUCUUUCUCUCGAAUGGAUCCUUCCCAUCGUCCAACUCGUGAUCUUCCCGUCGUAAAGAGCUCACCUGAUGUAAAGGAGCGAUCAGGUGGUUCUUCUGCAGCAGUACAGAGCCGACUCGAUGAGUUCUUCUGCCCCGUUACUCCGGUUCGGUGGCGGGAUGAAAGCCUCCGAGAUCAGAAACCAGGAGGACCGAUUGAGAAGUUAUCAGCUGUUGAGCAGACCCCAAAACCAGCAGAGAGAGACGUGCUGAAGGAGAUGUUCCCUCACGAGGUCCUCAGCACUCCCACAGGAAUCAGCGCCACUCGCCGGCAGCCGAUUAAAGGAGCGGCGGGCCGGCCCUUCAGCGACACCUGGCAGGACAGCCUGCGUCCACGCCUCACCGAGCACAGAUACACCAGUUCGUCCUACACAGAGACCCGAUCCGUCCCCCGAGUCAGCGUCGUCCCCCGAGUCAGCGCCGUCCCCCUACCUGCCCCCAGACUUGCAGCGCCCCCGAGUGUCCAGGCCAAACCGAGGCGCCGAGUGCCCGUUUGGGUGCAGCUGUUACUCCUCGCUGCUGUCACUGGCUUCCUGCUGUUCAUCUAUCAGGCCAUGGAGAGCAACCAGACGAGUCCGUUUGGGCAACUGGGCCGCACCGCUGAGGUAGAAAACAACGCCAGAAAAUGAACGCCGUCCCUUUAACGUACCGUCAGACCCCCGGCGUUUACAGACAUCUCUUUUCCCUUUACACUCGCCCGGUCCAGAGAACCAUCUGGAACCAAACGAGAUUGCGAGAACCCGUUUGCGUUUGUUUUCUGAUCAGUUUUCGAGGGGCGUGGUUUGGUGCUAGGUUUGUGAAUGAAAGCUAGAAUCGAAGACAAGCCAAAGGAGUAAUGUGUCUGUGUGUUUUUAUGUUUUGUGAAUAUAAUAUCUCGGGAAAUAAAGUGUAAUUAAUCUGAUGUCUGGGUUUAAUGAGUCACAAGACGGCCUUAAAUUGAACUCGGGAUGCAUCGAGGCACUUUUUAAAAUCAACUCCCUCACGUAAUACAGAACGAGCCGAGUCGUGCAGGAGCGUGGGCGUGGUUUAUGACCGCUGUUUAAACCAGCAAAAGGUAAACGGAGCUGAAUAAAACGUCCCAUUGGGCUCCUGACUGUUUAAUACAAACUCAUUUUGGUAUCAUUGAGUACCAAAAAAAUUACUUGUUCUAUAAAAAAAAAAAAUUCUCAGCACCGAUGCGUCCCUAAACCGAACCAGAACCCGUCUCCUUACUAACUCAUUUCAUAUGUUAUCAUGUCUUUUUAUUCUUAUUAUAAUAAAUAUUUGUCUGUAAAUUGUUUGCCAUGUUGCAAGACAUACUCACUGGCCACUUUAUUAGGAACAUGUGUGCAUUCAUGUAAUCAGCCAAUCACGUUGCAGAUGCACAUCAGCCUCAGCUUCCUGUUCUCGGUUGAUGGGAGCGGAACCCGAGCUGCUCUCGUAGCUCGUCCACGUCCCGUUGAGAUGCUUUUCUGCUCAGCACAGUUGUAGAGUGGUUACACGAGUUACUGUAGCCUCGCUGUUCGCGCGAGUUCGUCUCGUUCUCUCCUGACCUCUCAGUGUAAACUCUACAGAUGUGAGGAAAUCCCAGGAUGUUUUAUAACGGACAUGGUUUUGCUCAGCGUGCUGCCGACACCUGAUUGGCUGAUUAGGUGUUCCUAAUAAAGUGGACAGUGAGUUUAUAUCGUGACUCACUCGAUUAUAUGCAACAUUUGUACGUGUUUUCAUUUGAAAUGGCGCAAAAAAAAAAGUCAACAGCACACACAUCCAAAUUGUUUUAAGGAAAUUGGCCCUGCUGCUGAUUUUAUAAGCAGUGUGCUGACUUAUUUACUACAUCUUUUAAAAAUGCUUUUUUUUAAUAUUAAACUGAGUAUAUUAGAUGAAUUAUUGGAUUGUAAACCACCAGACAUGAUGAAGUCUCUGCGCUUCAUGUAACCGUUAUACUUUCCUUACGUAUCGUAUCUAUUUACAGUUACUCCUCCAUGGUAUUUAUUGAUGUUUGUUUAUUCGGGAGAUCAGAGUGUGAAUUUCGACUGAGAUGGAGAUCAGGGCUUUGAAUUAAACUGGGGAUUUUUUUAUACUGUAGACGGCAUCAUGUGAUUUGUAGAAAUGGAAAUAAAAGUUAACUUCAUAUCAAA
Molecule: messenger RNA, 3357 nt
Organism: Neoarius graeffei (lesser salmon catfish)
Lineage: Eukaryota; Metazoa; Chordata; Actinopteri; Siluriformes; Ariidae
Gene: tmpoa
Product: thymopoietin a
Exons: 11
Coding region: 55-1869 (604 amino acids)
Molecular function (GO): DNA binding
Source: RefSeq, a predicted model, not a curated record